GUCACUUGUUGGGGCUAGUGCGGGCCAUACAGUGACCCCAGGGGUCAGGGUCCUUAUCCAAACCAUUAUCGGGCUCAGGUUCAGAUGGAAAAGCUUGGAGCCUGGAAGGAGAAGACCCCGUUGGAGCAACCCUCGGGGAGGGGAGUAUCUGUGCCCAACAGCGGGACCUGGUGAUAGGCUGGCAGGCCGCUCAGACCCACCUGACCUGCAAGCUUCAGGGAGAGUGAUGGCCCAACACAGGUGAAGCACAGCUCGCCCAGCUUGUGAGAAAGGAGCAGCCAGCCCCUGUCCACUGUGUUUCUCUCGAGCCUGGGGUCACGGGGGCACUUCCUUUCUCUCUGGGGCCCCCGCUUUCCUCUCGGGGUGGCAGUGCCGGGUGACAGUCUGGGCUUUGCCAGUGCUGGUUCAGGUACAUGGACUACUCAGUACAGUUAAAGUUUGGGGUGAGGGCCCCAGUGAGGGGGGUUCCAGCCUGGCAGGCAUGGCCCUGGACCUCUGCAGGGACUAGGGUCCUUGGUGGGCCCUGUCUGGUCCCUGGCACAGAUGUGUUCACUCUCUCUGAAGGACUUCCUGGGCCUUGGGCAGCAGGGUCCUGAGAGGGAAGGGAGGUCCUGAGAUUCUCAGGGAGGAGAAUGUGACUUGGUCAGCCCCUUGACAGGACCAGUACUUCCCCUUCUUCAAAGGAGCCUUCAGUGUGAGGCUCUCCCUCCACACCCUGGUGCAGGACCAAGUGAGAAAAGAGCCUCUUUCUCUUUUGCUGAAAGGUGUGUGUGUGUAACUCACCGGUCCCAGGAUAAUUUUAACUCAGAGGCUGGCCCCAAAAAUGCCACUGGGUUUCUUUUUUCCCUGGCUGGCUCGGCAGGGAGUGGGGCGACGCAGAAGCCCCCGCCCACCCAGGUGGGGUGGCUGAAUGGGGGGCUUGUGCGAGGGCCGGCGGGGCGGGAACUGGUGUCUGGCCAGCCCACCACCAGCCCCGCCCGCCGAGCCCAGCUCGAGGCCCCUGCCUCCGCUGCCAGCUCCUCUCAGAGUGCAACUGCAGCCAUGGCUGGAGCCCCCACCCUGGCCCUGCUGCUGCUGGGGCAGCUGCUGGCCGCCACCGUAACCUUGACCGAGGCACAGAAAGUGGGACCUCGAGGCCCCCCUGGUCCCCAAGGGCCACCCGGGAAGCCAGGCAAGGAUGGCAUUGAUGGAGAAGUUGGUCCUCCUGGUCUUCCUGGGCCCGUGGGACCAAAAGGGGCCCCAGGGAAGCCAGGGAAACCAGGAGAGGCCGGGCUGCCUGGACUGCCUGGCGUGGAUGGUCUGACCGGGCAGGAUGGACCUCCUGGACCCAAGGGCGCUCCUGGAGAACGGGGAAGUCUGGGACCCCCAGGGCCACCUGGGCUGGGGGGCAAAGGCCUCCCUGGACCUCCUGGAGAGGCAGGGGUGAGCGGCCUCCCAGGUGGAAUUGGCCUCCGGGGCCCCCCGGGACCCUCAGGACUCCCAGGCCUCCCUGGCCCCCCAGGACCUCCUGGCCCCCCUGGUCACCCAGGGGUGCUUCCCGAAGGUGCUACUGAUCUUCAGUGCCCGGCCAUCUGCCCACCAGGCCCCCCAGGGCCCCCAGGAAUGCCAGGGUUCAAGGGACCCACUGGCUACAAAGGGGAGCCUGGAGAAGUCGGCAAGGAUGGCGAAAAGGGUGACCCCGGCCCCCCUGGACCCCCUGGUAUCCCGGGCACCGUGGGGUUGCAGGGUCCACGGGGCCUACGAGGACUUCCAGGGCCACUUGGACCCCCCGGGGACCGGGGUCCCAUUGGGUUCCGAGGGCCCCCCGGGAUCCCAGGAGCCCCUGGGAAAGCGGGCGACAGAGGAGAGAGGGGCCCAGAGGGGUUCCGCGGCCCCAAGGGCGACCUUGGCAGGCCUGGUCCUAAAGGCAUCCCCGGCAUGUCUGGGCCCAGUGGAGAGCCGGGCAUGCCAGGCAAGGACGGCCGGGAUGGUGUGCCAGGACUCGAUGGCGAGAAGGGAGAAGCUGGUCGCCACGGCGCCCCGGGAGAGAAGGGGCCCAACGGGCUACCGGGUCUCCCCGGACGAGCAGGGUCCAAGGGUGAGAAAGGAGAACUGGGCAGACCUGGAGAGCUGGGCGAGGCCGGCCCCUCGGGAGAGCCUGGUGUCCCUGGAGAUGUUGGCAUGCCCGGCGAGCGUGGAGAGGCUGGACACAGGGGCUCAGCGGGGGCACUGGGCCCGCAAGGCCCCCCCGGGGCCCCUGGCAUCCGUGGCUUCCAGGGCCGGAAGGGCAGCAUAGGAGACCCCGGCCUGCCGGGCCCCCAAGGCCUCCGAGGUGGCGUGGGCGACCGGGGCCCGGGAGGAGCAGCCGGCCCCAAGGGCGACCAGGGCAUCGCGGGUGCUGACGGCCUUCCUGGGGAUAAAGGAGAACUGGGUCCCAGCGGCCCUGUUGGCCCCAAAGGAGAGUCCGGCAGUCGCGGGGAGCUGGGCCCUAAGGGCAUCCAGGGCCCCAACGGCACCAGCGGCGUAGAUGGCGUCCCUGGCCCCCCUGGCCCCGUGGGCCUCCAGGGCGUGCGAGGCGUGCCCGGCAUCACUGGAAAACCUGGGGUCCCGGGGAAAGAAGCCAGCGAGCAACACAUCAGGGAGCUGUGCGGGGGGCUGGUCAGUGAGCAAAUUGCGCAGCUGGCCGCGCACCUGAGGAAGCCCCUAGCACCAGGCUCCAUCGGGCGCCCGGGUCCUGCUGGCCCCCCGGGCCCCCCAGGCCCCCCAGGCUCCAUUGGUCACCCUGGGGCUCGAGGGCCCCCUGGAUACCGAGGUCCCACAGGAGAGCUUGGAGACCCUGGACCCAGAGGAAACCAGGGCGACAGAGGAGACAAAGGCUCAGCUGGCGAGGGCCUGGAUGGGCCUGACGGAGACCAAGGGCUGCAAGGACCGCAAGGCGUGCCCGGCAUCAGCAAAGACGGCCGAGAUGGGGCUCACGGUGAGCCUGGGCUCCCCGGCGAUCCUGGCCUUCCUGGUGCCGUCGGCGCUCAGGGGCCUCCUGGCAUCUGCGACACCUCCGCCUGCCAAGGAGCCGUGAUGGCAGCUGUUGGGGAGAAGUCAGGUCCCCGGAGCUCCUAAAACACAACUUCAGGAAGAGUAAGAAAGCGGUGCCAACUGAGCAGCAGGCUCUGGAAGGAUCACGGGGACCAGUGGCAUUCUGGUAUCAGUGGGGAACGCUGCCUAGCAAGCCAUCCAGCAAGGCCGCCCCUGCUCAUCCUCAGCAGUGAUGACUGGACACUUGGUCCCCGAGGCCAUGCUUCAUCAAGCUGCUGUCAGAAGUGUUCCGUCUCUACAUGAAUUUACAACGGUCCCUUCAGCUGUAACGUCAUACCUCAGACACAGACCAACAUUUCAAAGGGAUUGAGGGUGUACACACAGGAGGUUCCGUACAAUUCCGAGAAAGAACAGUCAGCAACUUGUUUACAUGGCAUUUGUGUAAAGACUAAGAUAACACUUCAAUAAAAUGACACAUGAAAUCUUCAGAUUAAUGACUGGCAACAGUAUUACAAAAAAAAAAAA
Molecule: messenger RNA, 3537 nt
Organism: Capra hircus (goat)
Lineage: Eukaryota; Metazoa; Chordata; Mammalia; Artiodactyla; Bovidae
Gene: COL9A3
Product: collagen type IX alpha 3 chain
Exons: 33
Coding region: 1042-3096 (684 amino acids)
Source: RefSeq, a predicted model, not a curated record